This is a messenger RNA of Anguilla rostrata (American eel), 1427 nucleotides long. RefSeq lists its product as uncharacterized. Gene Ontology annotation, biological process: Arp2/3 complex-mediated actin nucleation. The transcript is spliced from 10 exons. Gene Ontology annotation, cellular component: actin cytoskeleton; Arp2/3 protein complex. The record is from RefSeq and is a predicted model, not a curated record. Gene Ontology annotation, molecular function: actin filament binding. The coding region runs from base 242 to 1315 and encodes 357 amino acids. NCBI's taxonomy places the organism in Eukaryota, Metazoa, Chordata, Actinopteri, Anguilliformes, Anguillidae.
CCCUCUUCACUGAUUGAGUUAAUUCCCUUCACCACCCUCCACAGCUUGCUGGGUUUCCUUCGUGUCGACUGCCCAGAGUCCACGAGUGCAGCCCCGCAGCCGCCCUAAAACAGACCCGAGCUGCCGCGGAGCUGCCCCAGAGCUGCCCCGAACCCCACACCAGCCUCCAAAGAAUUUCUGCUGCUGUGUUUAAGUGGAGCAUUCCUCAGCCUGGAACAUUCCAGACUCACGCUGUUGAGACAUGUCCCUGUACAGCUUCGGCUUGGAGCCCCUGUCCUGCCACGCCUGGAACAAAGAUAAGACUCAAAUUGCCAUUAGCCCCAACAACAAUGAGGUGCACGUCUACCAGCAGAACGGGAAAGAGUGGAACAAGAUCCACGAGCUGACGGAGCACAGUGGGCGGAUCACAGGCAUCGACUGGGCCCCGGAGUCCAACCGCAUCGUGACGUGCGCCUCGGACCGGAACGCCUACGUGUGGACGCUGAAAGACGCGGUCUGGAAGCCCACGCUGGUUCUGGUCCGCAUCAACCGGGCCGCCACCUGCGUCAAGUGGUCCCCCCUGGAGAACAAGUUCGCCCUGGGCAGCGGGGCCCGGCUCAUCUCCGUGUGCUACUUUGAGAAGGAGAACGACUGGUGGCUCAGCAAGCACAUCAAGAAGGCCAUCCGCUCCACGGUUCUGAGUCUGGACUGGCAUCCCAAUAACGUCCUGCUGGCUGCAGGCUCAGCAGACCUCCACUGCAGGGUUUUCUCGGGGUACAUUAAGGACAUCGAGGACAAGCCAGGCCCGACCCCCUGGGGGGCCAAGAUGCCGUUUGGAGAGCUCCUGCUGGAGCACAGGGACUGCGGGGGCUGGGUGCACGGGGUCAGCUUCUCCCCCUCCGGGGACAGCCUGGCCUGGGUCAGCCACAGCAGCACCAUCGGCGUGGUGGACGCGGCACAGGGCAAAGAGGUCACACAGCUGACCGUGGAGCACCUUCCCCUGAUGACCGUCCUGCACGUCAGCGAGACCGAGAUCGCGGCUGCGGGCCAUGACUGCUGCCCAUAUCAGUACUCCUACAAGGGCCCAGGGAGCCUGGAGUUUGUGAAGAAGCUGGACAUCCCCAAGCAGAGCUCAAAGAGCCUGGUGUCAGCCAUGCAGCUCUUCCGUAACCUGGACAAGAAGGCCACCUCUGAGGAGGACAACAGCGAGCUCGACACGCUGCACCAGAACAGCAUCAUCCAGCUGUGCAUCGUGGAGGGGGACAGGGGGAAGGUGGAGAAGUUCAGCAGUGUGGGGCUGGACGGAGCCGUGGUGAUCUGGGACGUCAAGCCGUGAGGCCAGACCGGGAGACCAGUUUACUCUGUUCCAGCCGCGGCUUUCAAUCCUUUAUCCUGCGAAUCUCCGAAUGAUCCACAUUCACAAUAAAGGCCACUUGUUAAAAACUGCA